Molecule: messenger RNA, 639 nt
Organism: Durusdinium trenchii
Lineage: Eukaryota; Dinophyceae; Suessiales; Symbiodiniaceae
Source: the annotation of a GenBank genome assembly
AUGGCCAUGCUGUUGCUUGAGCACCAAAGGAAGCGGUCUCAAGCACUGGCAGUUGUCUCAAGCCCGGCUGCCAUGAACUCAGGGAUCAGCGCCUGCAGGAGAGGCAAGCAGUGGCAUCGUGCCCUGGAGCUUGUGGCAGAGCUCCAGUCGCAGCAUGUUGAGGCGGAUGAGGUGACCCUCGGAGCACUGGUGAGCUGUUGCGACAAGGCGCUUCAGUGGCGGCUGGCUCUCCAGUCGAUGGGCCUCUUUCGGUGCCAAGCGCUGCAGGUGGGCGAGGUCACCUCCAACGCGGCGGUUUCAGCCUUGCAGAGUGUGGCUGCAUGGCAUCAGGCCUUGCAGGCUGCUGACCAGCUCGAUCACGCCAAUGUUCAGAGCGACGUACUGACCUUGCUCCCUUUGAGCCGCUCCCUCAGGAGCUGGAAAAGGAGCCUUGAAGUCCUUGAAGGCGUCCUCGCUGGGGGCGUCGCACCGGAAGUGGCAGCUGCUUGGGAUCCAAUUGUGGCGGACUGCGAGGAGCAACUGGAACCGGAGCAGGUACCUGCUUUGCUGGAUGCUCUGUCAGCGCUGGAAUGGCGUUUCCUCUCGGAACAAAAGCCUUCUUUUUUGCGUGUCGUUUCUGCGCAUGGACCUCGACCAUGA